Molecule: messenger RNA, 3767 nt
Organism: Myiozetetes cayanensis
Lineage: Eukaryota; Metazoa; Chordata; Aves; Passeriformes; Tyrannidae
Gene: PNPLA1
Product: patatin like phospholipase domain containing 1
Exons: 9
Coding region: 163-1287 (374 amino acids)
Biological process (GO): lipid homeostasis; triglyceride catabolic process
Cellular component (GO): membrane; lipid droplet; cytoplasm
Molecular function (GO): triacylglycerol lipase activity
Source: RefSeq, a predicted model, not a curated record
GCCUCGGGGAGCUGUCAUAAAAGGAGGCAGAAAAUCCAUCUUCUGGACUCCUCUGCACCAGAGAUGAGCCUGGAGGGAGCAGAAGAGAAGAGAGCCUGAGUUUCACCUGGUGAAAAAGGACAAGCUGAGACGUCGAGCCGGAUACAGCGCUUGGAUCCUGAGAUGCCCGUGGAGGAUCUUCGGGGUCCCAGCACCCCUUUCUCGCUCUCCUUUUCGGGCAGUGGUUUCCUGGCCCUCUACCAGGUCGGGGUGGUGCAGUCCCUCCUGGAACUGGCUCCUGAGCUCCUCAAAUCUGCCUGCAAGGUCUAUGGAUCAUCAGCUGGCUCCCUGAUCGCCGCCGCCGUCGUGUGCGGGAUCGGCCUUGAUGACCUAAAGGAAUUUUUCUUUGCCAUGGCAGCAGAAGUCAGGAAAACCAUCCUGGGCCCCCUCUCUCCCAGGUGCAGCUUGCUGGCCAAUAUCAAGUCUGUUCUGCAGCGGAUGCUCCCAGAGAAUUCCUACCAGCUGGCUUCAGGGAGGCUGCACAUCUCACUCACCAGGGUGGCAGAUGGCCAGAAUGUCAUGGCCUCGGAGUUCAGCUCCAAAGAGGAGCUCAUUCAGGCUCUCCUCUGCAGCUGCUUCCUUCCUAUUUACUGUGGAUUCAUCCCUCCAUCCUACCGAGGAGUGCGCUACGUGGACGGGGGAUUCACCGGCCUGCAGCCCGUCUCCAGCCUGGAGGAGCCCGUCAUCACCGUGUCCCCCUUCACCGGAGAGCUCGACAUCUGCCCCCGGGACUGCCCUGCCAUCUUCUUCUGCUUCCAGAUCUUCAACGGCAGCGUCCAGAUCUCCAUAGAGAACCUCUGCAGGAUCAGCUACGCUCUCUUCCCGCCCAGCACCAUGGUCUUGAACGACAUUUUCUCCCAGGGGUACCAGGACACUGCCCUUUUCCUGUACAGGAACAAUGCCUUUGGAUUUAAUUACUUCGAUGGGAAUUUCCGCUUUGGCAGCACCUGUGGGAAGAACAACUCCACCCAAUCCGAGGGGACACACCCCGGGCUGUACAGGAGGGUCCCUCAGAGCCUGACCCCUUGCUUCCUGCCAGGCUUGUGGAAGAAGGAGCAGGUGAAUGGACUGCAGGACCCCCUGGCCAGGAUCCUGCUGCAGCCUUACAGGCUCCCAGCUUUAUUCAGGAAAGGGGUGAAGAAGGUGUGGGGGCUGCUGGAAGGUGUCACCUCCCUGGCACAAGGACUCCAUAAACUCCUCCAAACCUUGGUGCCUGCUUUGCCCAAGAGAGCCGUGGACAGGAGGUAACUGGCCUGGAAGGGCCCUGGGGGUCUCCAAGUUCUGCUGCCUCGGGAAGGGAUGGGUGAAACCAGAGCUCAUCUCACACGCCAGCACAGCUGCUGCUUUGCUAUGGAAUAUUUUGGGGUUUUUGUUUGUUUUUUUUUUCACUUGGGAGCUGAUUCUGCCUCCUGUGCUGCUGCUGCCCCUGCUCAGGCCUGACCUGCUUUAACGUGACAGCCGAGGCAAAGCUCUGGUGCUGCUCCUGUGACCCACCCCAGGCUGCAGGAGCCACUGGGCAGCUUCACCUGCAGGCACCUACAGCCCAGAGCCUGCUUCCCUCCCCUGUCUCCCUCCUCAUCACCAGCAGCAUCCCUUCCCUUCCUUUAAUGCAGAUUAUGGGGCAGGAAUUUGCCACGAAAUGCCACAUUUUAAGUAUUUUCUUCCCACUCAAAAACUUUCAGAGCAGUUUCAUCAGAGCAAAGGAGAAGCCUUAGGGAGCAUCACACUUGGUAGGAACCAAUUUUCAUCCAGUUCUCUGAAGCUGUUUUACCAAUUAUCUAUUCUUGAACUUCACACACCCCCAUAGCUCUGCUUCUCCUGCCUGUGGAGGUGGGAGAACAUUUGGAUCCCCCUCGAAUUCGCAGCUGUGGAGAAGGAUGGAGAAACCUGAAGAUGAACCUCCUCCUACUCCAGAGUCCAGCACUCUGUGCAUUCCCCGGCAUUUCACAAAUAAAUGAGUUAUUUUCAGGGAAUUAUCUGUAAUUUGCAGCCACCCACAGCGCAGGGCCCAGGCAAACACACCCCGUGCUGCUGGUCUGUGCACAGAAUUAAUUGGCAGCUCUCUUAAUUAUCCCAAAUCCACGCUGCACGUCAGGGACUGAUGGAUUGGCUUCACCCCGACUGAGUGUCCCCCGUUUGCUGGUUCCUGAUGGACAACAAACAGAUCCCAACAGCACAAGAUGUCAAUAAAGAGCUUGUUUAGUUGCACAAAGGGAAAUGGAACAGAGGGAAGUUUCAUCCAAAGGGCCCUGGAGACUUCAGGCAUGAAUGUGGGGAGUGGCUGCUUUGAUGUAAACAGAUCCAAAGUUAACUCUGAAAGCUCUGUGAAAGGUUAACACACCAGGUUCUGCUGUCUUUGGUUGAAAUCAGAGACCUGGGAAUAUUUUUCUCUGAAAUGAGCUUGCAAAAACAAAAGCUGGAUGCUUAUUUCAUAGAACCAUGGAAUGGUUUGGGUGGGAAAGGUUCCUGGGCUCCCUAGGAUCACCACCACCUCCAGGUAGGAUAUUCCCUUUUCAGUCAGCCUCCAGCAAUUACACUUCAAACAGGAAUUAAAAUCCCCCUGAGAAAAUUCUCAUCUAGGAAUUGGACACCCAAACCCACUAAAUGUGUCUGCAAAUCUCAACCACAAACAGGAGCACAGUUUGAACUGCCCAGUGUGUCCCACCCACCCCUAUGAUACUUAAUCAUAAAAAGCCAGGAAAACUUUAAGAGCUUCAAUUAAAAAAAAAACAACCUACAAGAAACACCCAAACCAAAACAGUCCCUGCAAAGAGCCCUCCUGCUCCAAACCUGCAGGGGUUUGCUAAGAGAGAAAUAUUUAUACAACUCAACAUUCAAAUCAGCUGUUUUUUUGCUUUAUUAAUCCCUCACCUUUUCAAGGAAGCACAGCUGGUGCUGCCUCCUCUGCAUGAGCUUGGAGCUAAGGGCACCAGGAGGCUUUGCCAGGGGUGAUGGAUAAAGGUUGGCAUCAGCUGGAAUCACCUUGUGCAGGACCUUGUUUCACCCCAAGGAAGCAGACUGGGAAUCCCACUGCACCCAGUUGGGAUGGAUCCACUCUGAAAUGCCUCCUUCAAAGGUGGGUCACAGGAAGCACCAGGGUCUGAGGCAGGGAUGGAAGGGGCUGUGGCCCUGCCUGUGCUGGUGAUGUCACUUUCAUUGUCACUGUCACAUCCUUAUGCUCCUCAGUGCAGGUCAGGCUCUGCCUUCAGGCUGGGCUGCAAGUUGCUUAUUCUCUCUUUAAAACACAAACUGGGGCUGAAGGCAGCAGCGGGGCCAAAAAUGCUCUUCUGUGGCUGGCCUGGCCCUAAAGGGAGGAAAAGCACAUUAUUCUGUCUGACAGACACUUCUGGCAGUUCCUGUGAGACAAACUGGAUUCGAGUACCUGAGCUGAGCUGUUCCCUCCCUGUUCUAAGUGGGCCUAGAGCUGGUUUGUUUUCAAGGGAAAGGUCUUCCUUGCUUUUAUUUGAUGUUUUUUCAAGCUUUUAUUUUUAUAGCUGGAAGGGUGACAGUCCUAUUCUUUCCACUUUAUAUUCCUUGUUUGGUGUGGUGCUCCUAGAACAAUAUUUGGGUCUUUUUUUUUGUUUGUUUUUACUUUUUAUUUACGUGGCAACAUUUUAAAUAAUCAGCAUGUUAAAAUAGCUGUGUCAUUUUACCUAAGCUGACAAAUUCUGUAACGCUGAAAGCCUCUAAAAGAAAAAGGAAAUAUAUAAUAAAAUCGUAAAAAACUU